This is a messenger RNA of Cololabis saira (Pacific saury), 2666 nucleotides long. It is a transcript of the gene arxa, whose product is annotated as aristaless related homeobox a. NCBI's taxonomy places the organism in Eukaryota, Metazoa, Chordata, Actinopteri, Beloniformes, Belonidae. The record is from RefSeq and is a predicted model, not a curated record. Gene Ontology annotation, molecular function: RNA polymerase II transcription regulatory region sequence-specific DNA binding; DNA-binding transcription factor activity, RNA polymerase II-specific. Gene Ontology annotation, biological process: regulation of transcription by RNA polymerase II. The transcript has 5 exons. The coding region runs from base 387 to 1778 and encodes 463 amino acids.
GGCGCGCUCCCCCGCGGGCCAAUCAGACGCGCAGGAGCAGCCAGCGCGCAGGGCGAGCGGGCGCGGAGCGGAGACAGCGGCCGGCAGGGACAGCAGAGCAGCCAGGCGGCCACUGCUGCUGGUUAUUACCCGAGAGAGUGGAGGAGGAGGAGGAGUGACAGACGCGCAGAGAGGAGAGGACAGGACGGAGGAGAGGACAGGACGGCCCCGGCCAGAGCGCAGCACCGGCCCCGGAGGACGCACGGAGACGCGGAGAAGGAGAGACCCAGACCUCCGCCCCCCCUCCUCUCUCCCUAAAGAGUUGGAAACUGGACUGGAGGCGUCCCCUUCCCACCCCCCACACAACAAAAAAAAAAAAACAACCCCAGACGAAGCCAGGCGUCGACAUGAGUGGCCAGUUUGAGGAAGAUAUCCACGACCGUGGCGAGAGGAAGAGCAGUAAAUCCCCGACGCUGCUCUCCUCUUACUGCAUAGACAGCAUUCUGGGCCGCCGGAGCCCCUGCAAGGUCAGGCUGCUGGGGCCGCAAAGUUUGACGGGGCUGGCCGGCAGAGGAGAGCCGGACAAGACACCCGACGGGGCCACGAAAGAGCCCCUAUCUCUGAGCGCGGACAUGCACCUGCCGCCCAAGCUGCGCCGGCUGUACGGACCCGGGGGGAAAUACCUCCACGACCACGCAGAAAAGCUCCUGGAGCAGCAGGGCGGCGACGGCCUCAAGAUCAGCCAGGCUCCGCAGGUGAGCAUCAGCCGCAGCAAGUCGUACCGGGAGAGCGCGCUGAGCCGCGGGCCGGAGGCCGCGCACAGCCCGGGGGAGAGCGCGCACAGCCCGGGGGAAGAGCUGGUGGAGCUCGGCCCGCUCAAGCUGGAGGAGGACGCCGGGAAUAAGGAGGAGGGCAGCUGCGGGGACGCGGCCGCGCUGUCGCCCAAUAAGGACGAGGAGAGGGAGAGCUUGAACGCCGGGGACGGGGACGGGAGGGACGGGGAGGACAGCGUGUGUCUGUCGGCGGGCAGCGACUCGGAGGAGGGGAUGCUGAAGAGGAAGCAGAGACGGUACAGGACCACCUUCACCAGCUACCAGCUGGAGGAGCUGGAGAGGGCUUUCCAGAAGACGCACUACCCCGACGUGUUCACGAGAGAGGAGCUCGCCAUGCGCCUGGAUCUCACCGAGGCCCGCGUUCAAGUGUGGUUUCAGAACCGCAGAGCCAAGUGGAGGAAGCGUGAGAAGGCCGGGGUGCAGGCCCACCCGUCAGGCCUGCCGUUCCCAGGCCCGCUGGCAGCAGGCCAUCCUCUCAGCCACUACCUGGAAGGAGGGCCCUUCCCUCCUCACCCCCACCCAGCCUUGGAGUCUGCGUGGACGGCUGCUGCGGCUGCAGCCGCAGCCUUCCCCGGCCUGGCCCCCCCACCUCACAACGGUUCUGCCCCCUCCUUGGCCACCCCGCUGGGCCUGGGCACUUUUUUGGGCACUGCAGCCAUGUUCCGCCACCCAGCCUUUAUCGGACCCACUUUUGGCAGGCUCUUCUCCAGUAUGGGUCCUCUGACCAGUGCUUCCACCGCUGCAGCUCUUCUCCGUCAGCCUGCUCCCCCCGUAGAGAACCCCUCCCAUGCUGGCUCUGUCCUCCCUGAUCCUUCCUCUUCUUCCUCCUCCUCUUCCUCUUCAGCGGCAGCCGACCGCAGAGCCUCCAGUAUCGCCGCGCUGCGCCUCAAGGCCAAGGAACACUCAGCCCAGCUUACCCAGCUAAACAUCCUGCCCACUGGAGCGGCGGGGAAGGAGGUGUGCUGAACACUCGACACCAGCUCCAGAGCUCCCUGUCCCGGCUAACGUCCCAUUCCACUACACCCUACCCCUAAAAGAGAGAAAAAAACAACAAAAAAAACCCCCACUCAUACCUCUGGAGGCUGACGUGCUGAUGUACCCCCCUGUUCAACCAUCCCUUUUACCUCAUGUCUCCCCAACUCUAGCACGACCAAAUUCAGAAGAGCACUGGUUUUAAAAAAGAAAAAAAAGAAGAAGUUUGUUGGUGUGUGCCUGACAGAAACGGUCAUUGUAUCGUUCUUUUAUACUGGACCCACACUAAAUUCAAUAUCCUACAAGCUUUCAUUCAAACAAAACAAAGAAUAUUUUGAGAGGAAACCAAAAGAUUUUGUAAGGUCAGAAACUAGAUUACACCACUAACAUGAAACUCUAUCACUGUUAAUCAACAGCAGCAUCUUAUCAAUCAUUUUUCUGCAUUUAUUUCUCUUGCAUUUUAGUGCAGAUUCAAAAACAGAGCUUUUCUUUCUUUGUAAGACAGUAUUUUUGAAAAAUAGUUUGGUUUCUCUGACUUAAGUAACAGCUUGUCGCAAACACACACACACACACGCAUGCACAAACACACAAUGAGAGCUGAAGAACUGCAGGGAAGUCCCAGACUUUUCAGAACGGAUUCCUGCGCUACUUCAAAUGUGGACAACAUGAGUGUUGGUCAUUAACACUGCUUAAUCUGUAUGCAUUGAUGUGGGCUGAGCCGGUCUGAAUUUCUAACAAAGGCAAGUAGGAGGAGGUCCCCCCCUGUACCAAAGGAAAACUGUCCAUAGACCUUCCAUAGCCUUCUCUACAAGCCUGACUCUGCUCCACUGCUCACCUGGCCCUCAGUCAAACACACACACACAUUAUUUAUAUAUAUAUGUA